AUGAGUUUGAGCAAACCAGUUGGGGCAGACGACCAGGUGCUCCUCAGCUUUAGGGGACCGGAUACUCGACAAGGGUUCACCGACUGUCUCUAUCAUUUCUUGGUGGAUGCAGGAAUUCGCGUCUUCCGAGAUAAUGAAGAGAUCCGUCCUGGUGAGAAGAUCCAGGAGAUCCUAAGAGCCAUGAACAACUCGAUAAUCUGCUUACCUAUUUUCUCCAGAGACUAUGCUUCCAGCAAGUGGUGCCUCCGUGAGUUGGCAGAAAUGGCGGAGCGGAAGAAAAAGAUCAUGCCCAUUUUCUACGGUGUUACUCCCGAUGAUGUAAAAGUCAGAACAUGUCUAUAUCAUGAUGCGCUAACUAGACACGAGAAAGAAAAGGAUAAAGAGCAAUGGGAGAAUGCACUUAAGGAGGCAGUUCAGAGUACCAACCUGAAAUCAUCAAAAGAUCCUACGGAAGUGGUUAAAAUUAAGGGAUAG
Messenger RNA from Punica granatum (pomegranate), 474 nucleotides. NCBI's taxonomy places the organism in Eukaryota, Viridiplantae, Streptophyta, Magnoliopsida, Myrtales, Lythraceae. The record is from RefSeq and is a predicted model, not a curated record.